UCCAACGUCGGCCCAGCUGAUUUCACAAUGGAAAACUGGCCAUUUUAAAUAAAUUUGUAUUAUAUCUUAUUUUUUAUUUUUUUCUGUAUGUGUAGAGAUACUUAAAAAGGACGUCUCCGGCUGCAUUCGUGAGCUUGCAAACGUGAGGAUGAGGCGCUGAUGGAAGGGGUUGCGGCAGGGAGGGGGUAUACCUGCUUCCUGAGACAUGGGGAUGUGUUACAGCUUGCGACCGCGGCUCUUCAGCGAUCCCUCCAGCGGCGGCCCCGACACGGAGCUGCGCCCUGGAGCGGGGGCCGAGCAGCCACACCAGGGGGACACGGCAACCAGGCUACGGAGCGCCGACGGCCCCGGGCUGCAGCUCCGCCGCAGGGAGACGGACUGGCAGCCGCAGCAGAACGGCGCAGAGGGAGAGCGGGCGCCUCCGCCUCUGCAACUGGGCAGCAAAGGGCCGGACAGGGACAAGCACAAGGGCGACAAGCCCCGGCCGCAGGACGCAGAAGCAGACAGAGAGGCCAAGAAGGUCAGCAAAUGCAUCGACAAGAUGUUAAAGCAACAGAAACGCGAGUACAAGCAGACCCACCGCCUGCUGCUCUUGGGGGCUGGUGAAUCUGGGAAAAGUACAAUUGUCAAGCAAAUGCGGAUCUUGCACGUGAAUGGAUUUAAUGCAGAAGAGAAGAAGAUGAAAGUGCAAGAUAUUAGGAAAAAUAUUAAAGAUGCCAUCGUGACAAUAGUCUCAGCGAUGAGCACUUUAAUACCACCAGUCCAAUUAGCUAACCCUGAGCACCAGUUUCGAUUGGAUUAUAUUAAGAGUAUCGCCCUUCUUUCAGACUUUGAAUACACGCAGGAAUUUUUUGAUCAUGCAAAAGCACUUUGGGAUGACGAGGGUGUGAAGGCAUGCUUUGAAAGAUCAAAUGAGUACCAGCUCAUCGACUGUGCACAAUACUUCUUAGACCGAAUUGACCAAGUGCAGCAGAAUGACUAUUCCCCAUCAGAUCAGGAUUUGCUCCGAUGCAGAGUUUUGACAUCAGGGAUUUUUGAAACAAAAUUUCAAGUUGACAAAGUAAAUUUUCAUAUGUUUGACGUGGGAGGACAGAGAGACGAGAGAAGGAAGUGGAUCCAGUGCUUCAAUGACGUAACAGCCAUUAUUUUUGUGGUGGCUAGUAGCAGCUACAACAUGGUGAUACGGGAAGACAACAACACCAAUCGACUCCGAGAAGCACUCGAUCUCUUCAAAAGCAUCUGGAACAACAGGUGGUUGCGAACAAUAUCUGUCAUCCUCUUCCUGAACAAGCAGGACCUUCUGGCGGAGAAAGUGUUGGCGGGAAAAUCCAAAAUUGAAGACUACUUUCCAGAGUACACGCGCUACACCACUCCGGAUGACGCAGCAACCCCUGAACCUGGAGAAGAUGCCAGAGUUACAAGAGCUAAAUAUUUUGUACGAGACGAGUUUCUUAGGAUCAGCACAGCGAGUGGAGACGGGCGCCACUACUGUUACCCCCACUUCACCUGUGCAGUGGACACAGAAAACAUCCGCAGAGUAUUCAAUGACUGUCGAGAUAUUAUUCAGAGAAUGCACCUGCGCCAGUAUGAACUGUUGUGAUGGAGAAUCAAUGUGACUUCUUGAUUUUUUUGGACUCUGGUGGUUUCCUUACCCUUGACCUGCCCACGCAUGGUGGAAGAAAUGCGAGAGAUGUAUGUCAACUUUGCUCUCUCAACACUGUUUGUUCUUCAUUCCUGACUUCACUUUCUUUUGUGCACUUCACUCUGUGUUAGUUUGUUUCUCCUCCCUGGUUCUACCAAGACCUCUGGUUACCUCCUGUGUCCUAACAGAAGUCUGGGUAAAUACCUCUGCCUGCCUCCCAACAGCUUAUGGCUCUGCUGCUCCCUGCCGGCCCCUGUCCUCGGGCAGCCGAUGACAGCCCCAUCUUCAGAUCCCACUCUCUCUCUUUCUCUCUGAGCUUCUUUACAACACAAUGCUCAAGAGUACUUGAUGGGGAAUAUAUAUUAGGGACGACAAUGCACUUUUUUGCAUCAGGGUAAUUAAAAAAAAACUUGUUGAGGAAGUUCACACAAUGUAGCAGCACCAGGACAUGUAAUAGUUUCAUGGUUUUCAGCAUUAAGAAUUGCAGUUCGGCUGAAAAAAGGACCUGGUCUUCAGUCACUUGAGGCGAAGGAUUAGUAAGGAGGCAGGGUGUCUGAGUCCUACAUGUAGGAGAUAUUUUCUGAGGUCUUGGAGUUAUUGAGUCUCACCACACGUUAGAUCUUGAACAGGGACUGCUUUGACCUAGCCACGUGAGCUGAAACCGCCACACACUAACGUUUGUUUAAGCUGUCCACUGUGUGAUCAUUUAAGGUUAACUCACGACUGGACAAAUAGUCCCAAUGUUUGUUUCUCUUUUCUGUUUGUUUCACUGCUGGAUUAUUAUCUUGUACAGACUGUAAAAUGUAUUAUUUUGUAUAACUUUAUUGAAAAGAAUACUUGUAGAUGAUCUUUGUGCCUUGAUUAUGGCUGUACCUGUAAAAUGAGCUAAGAUGUAAGUAUGUUUGACUGCGCUGUACAGCUUUAUGUCAAAACCCUUUCUACAGCAGUGGCUGCAGACAGGAUGUUUAUCUGUAGAGAUUAGUUUUUUUUCUGGUUUAUAAAGAAGGAAAAUGCUCUUUAGUAAAAAAAAUGUAUAAAUUAUGCAAAUUAACCACUUACCUUUACAAGAAGGGGUCAGAGGUGAUGAGAUGUUGCAAGAUCAUGCCUUGUUUUGGAUUCUCAGCUUUAACACAUUGGAAUCCAGUCGGGCAUCCAAAAUGCAACGUGGAAUUAUUUCUAUGGGAACCAAGGUUUUUUUUGCUAGAAGUAUACAUGUUUGGUAAUUCUUUGGUCAUUCAUAGACCUUCACAAAUGCACAGGCAUUGUGAAUGUGUGAGCACCAUUAGAUAGGCUCUUAAAUUCUUGUACCAUCAGCAGCUAUUAUUGUGCAAGUAAGUAGUAAGAAACAGAAAAAAAAACUAAGGUGUAAACCUUUGUGUCUGGCCUAAGAGAAUUACAUUUUUAUUUCUCUUUUAAUAAAGAGAUAUGUUAGAAAAGUUUAUUUUAAAUAUUGUAGAAUUUGAGAUGUGUGAAAAUUUCUCAGACUUGAAUAAUUUAUGCAAAUCACAUUCUCAGAACAAGUGGUGGUACAGUUUGGAAAAUAAGCAAAAAUCGCUGUAGCAAUAAGGCAUGUCCUUUUUAGUAACUAUUACACUGCUUUAUAUUUUAUACCUAGGUGUUUUAUGUCUCUGUGAGUAUAUACUUUUCAUGUGUCCAGAAUAACUUGUACAAUUUGUACAAUGUUAAAAGAAAUUACAGUUACAAUAACAGAAACCCAGUAAGUGUUAAUUCUAUAUUACUUUAAAAUGGAGACCUGAUGUAUGCUGUUCUCUCCUUACAUUUCCCCUGUGUAUUAUGAUGUUUUGUUCUGUUUGUUUUUACAUUCUGUGUGCUUAAUUAACAUCCACAAUUGCAAAAUUUUGCUGCAUUGUACAAAUAGAAAUGGAGAGCCAAGGACAGCCUUUCUAUCAAGGGAACCACAGAGCGGAGAGGCAUGCAAGGGCAUAUUUUUCUCCCCCUUUCACCAGGUAAUCUAAGGAUUUGAGCAUAUAUGUACAAUAUAAUAGGUAUUUGUGUAAAAUGCCCUUCCAAAACAGGUACCUUCAAUCCCCAUGCAAACCAAGAAAUUAAUGAUUCACACCUGUAGCCCCCUGACAACUUCCUGCUGAUGGAUCAGUUUGUAGAGGGGUUGUGUUUCUUGGUGCGGGGUCUAUCUUCCCAUUUUCAGAGCUCGUGUAAAUGAAACUGAAAUCAGAUGAAAUCAGUCAAGGCUGACGUGAGGCUAAAAUCAUGGCUGAACUCCAGAACUCCAGACAAAAUCCUGAAAUUAUAACGCAUGUGUUUGAAACCCUAAAUCUGUCCAUUUAAUUAGUUAUUAUAUGUAAUUAAGUUUCCCUCAAUAAUGUGUGACUAGGAUAUGAAAUGCAGUGUGUCUUUUUAACAUAGCGUUAGCAAAGUUACCUGCCUGUGUACAGAGUUCUAAACAAUAUUUAACUUUAUUUUACAAUGUAAAGGUGGGCUCUUGGAAACAAAAUCCAGCAGAUGAUGGAAGUUUGAAAUUAGCUAAUGAAAACAAUAUAAACACUCAGCAAGUCAGCGUGUUACUUCAAAGAAGCAGUGUUAAUGUUACAUCAGAUCUGGAAAUAGAAAACAAGAGUGUAUGUUAACCCUCAACUUCUUUUGCACAUUAGCAGCUGGCCCUGCAUGGAAGUAACAUCUCCUAAAAGUUUAACUGAAUGGGUAAUGUCACAGAGGAAGCCACUUCAGCCAUUUGGUGUUAAGUAUCUCUGGAUCCCUUUCCAUUCAGAGAAUUAAUUUAAGCAAGAACCAUUCUUCAAACUACUUCCAUUGAAUGUGUUGAUACUCAGAAGCAUUGAUGGUUUUGAAAUCACAAGGAGAAGAUAUGUAAACAAAGCUCAUUGUUGGAACGGUAGGGAGCCACUGAACACAAGUGGCCUGGAAACUAGUUACCAUUAUUUAUAUAAAUGAUGAUUGGUUACACACAGAUAUAGAUACGUCUGUUUAAUGUUGAGAGUUCUACGCAUUGUUGCAGAGAUGGGUGUGGUGUAGAGCGAUCAAAGAGCCAGAUUCACUCUGAUCAAUCAGCUGUCUGUCGGAAAUCACCAACAAUACCAGAUAUUGAUUUUGUUCUCUUGCCACUGCUCCCCCUUCCCUGCCACCUUAGAUUUCAGCUUUCAUGGUUCUAAUGAUAGGCCAUUGGCCUAAGUUUUUAUCUCUGUUUCUGUCUCGAUAGAUGCAGCCUGAUUUGCUGAGUAUCCCCAACAAUCCCUGGAUACACAAGCAACAGCAGAUGCUGGAAUCUGCAGCAAUGGUCACUUUGCUGGAGAAACUCAGUGGGUCAAACAGCAUUUGUGGGAAACCUAUAGAGUCUUGAUGCAAGGUUUCACUUAAAAUAUCAGCAUUUCCUUUCCUCCCACAGAUGCUCCUCAACCCUCUAAAUUUCUUUGACAGAUUGUUCAUUGCCCACCAAUUUCUUGUUUAAUUUCUGACUCUUGCCAGCUCAGUCAUCAUUAGGAAAACAAAGAUCUAAAGCAGAAAUGUUGAGGGAAGUGGUUCUUUUGAGUCUUUCUGCUCUCAGCUUCCGAAAGCCUCACUUGGUCUUGGAUACAAUAUCUCAUCCCACUGCUCACUGCAAUGAACUCAUGGAGAAUAGUUCUAAGUUAUUGUAACCCGCUGGCUGGUGGCGUAGUGGCGUCAGUGCCAGACUUCAGAGCGAAGACUCCUGAGUUCGAAUCCAGCCGGCUCCCUUGCACGCUUUCCAUCUGUGCUGGGUUGAGCGUCGAGCUAGCAACUCAGCCUCAUAAAAAUAAGAAAGCCUGCUAAAAAAAACGUUGUCAUGAUGACGUCCCGAUGACUCUACUCGGAGUUAAGGGCUUUUAAAAAAAAUUGUAACCCGGCUGACAAUGAGCAAUCUAAAAGAAAAAAUGAUUGUUAAUUCAACAGUUAGACAACUUAAUUUUGGGUUUGGAUUGCUUGUUCGGAUAUUAUGGAGAAAGAUUAGUUGUCAUUUGACCACACUGUUCCAGAUCAGUGAAUAUUCAAAGCACCUCUCUGUGAAGGAUUCUACCUUUCCCAAUCAAUGCCUCAAACCAAGGGAGCAGGAAAUAAAGCAAAGGCAUUACAGUGUAUUGAAGGGCCAUUUAAUCCAUCAAGUUCAUGCCAGCUCCCAGCCCAACAAUCACCUUAACCAUGCAAUACAGGUAUCAAUAGCUGGAAUAAAUACCUUCUGGGGGAUCAGUAAACAUUUUGGCAAUGAUGUGUAUUAGGCUGAGUAAACCUCUCAAACACAAGAGACUGCAGGUGCUGGAAUCUAGAGCCGCCAAAACAAACUGGUGGAGGAACUCUGGGUCAGGCAGCAUCUGUGGGGAAGGGAUAUGGACAGACAAUAAUUCAGGUCAAGACUUGUCAUCUGGACUGAAGUCUAAGGCACUGAGUUCCUCCAGCAUUUUGUUCACUCAUUGUCCUGGUCUCAAGGAGAGCAAAUUGGGUUUGUCAGGAUAGAAAGUGGAGUGUACUGUAUUUUGAUUUUCUGUGAUGAGUCUGCCGAACAGGCCCCUAUUUGCAGUAACUUGGAUUCCCACAAGAAGGCAUUGAAUGCCAUCUCUUUGUCUUUGCACCAUUAGUAACUCUAACAAAAUCAGAUUCGAAUCCAAACAGCUUUCACCAGAAUAAUCUCUCCCUUUCAUCACACUUAACAAAAAAAAAAGAAAGUAAGUUGUCCUGGUAUUUCCAAAGGAUUAUUAAUCUUCCCCAUCCAUGCUAUGUAACCCAGAGUAGGUUUAUAACUGUCUGUAGAGAGGUUAGCCCCGGAAGAAUUAGUGAAAAGUGGAAAAGUUUAAUGAUGGAAGUUCCAAACAUUUUAAUUUAUGGAAGUGAGGAUAGAAUGGGAAAAGUUUGGCUGGUGCAAGUCCAUUGCCUGGAAUCACUACCAAUAUUCUCUCAGCAUCCCUUCUUGCCAGUGAGACCAAAGUGUUUCUGAGUCUACAGCAAGGAAGCCCUGUCUCCAAACAUUGCUAACCACUGACAGCCAGCAAGGUUGAGACCCCAGCCUUACCAACUGUAAAAUUAUUUAUUUAAUUAGUUUUCCAUAACUAUGACAUUCAGAGAUACUAAAAGAAGAUCUACGAGAAUAUUGCCAGGACACAAAGGCCUCAGUUAAAGCGAGAAGUUGGGUACGCUAGGACUUUAUUCCUUGGAGCGUAGAGUUCUGAGGUGGCAUUGGUCAGACCACACUUGGCAUAUUGUGAGCAGUUUGGGGCCCCUAAACCAAGAAAGGAUGUGCUGGCAUUAGAGAGAGUCCAGAGGAGGUUCACAAGAAUGAUCCCAGUAAUGAAAGGGUUAAUGUAUGAGGAGUGUUUGAUGACUUGGACCUAUACACAUUGGAGUUUAGAAAAAUGGGGUGGGACCUCAUUGAAACCACAAGAGAUUCUGCAGAGGCUGGAAAAUCUUGAGCAACACACACAAAAUGCUGCAGGAACUCAGCAAGUCUGGCCGCUUCACACAGAGGGGAAUGCACAUAUGGAAUGAGCUAAUAGAGGAAGCUGCAGAUGUUUUUGCAAUAUCAACAUUUUAAAGACACUGGCAGGUACGUGGAUUGGAAUGGUUUAACGGGAUGCAUGCCAAAUAUCAACAAAUGAGACUAGCAAUGAAUCUUGAUCAAUAUGGACAAGUUGUGCCGAAGAACCUGCUUCUGUGCUGUGUUGCUCCAUGACUAUAACUGUUAGAAGUGGAUAAAGUAUUUGGAAAUCUUAGAAUAUUAGAAAGGUGACAGAAGCAGUACAUGAACAGGCAGAGAACAGAGGGAUGUUGAUCAGGUGCAGGCAGAUACAAUGGCACGUCAAGAUGAAGUGUCUUGGCCCAAGACACCAGCAGUCCAUUUCCCUCCAUUGAUGCUGCCUGACUCGCUGUCCUCCUGCAGCAUUUUGUGUGUUGCUCCAGAUUUAAAGCAUCUGCAGUUUCUCUUGUGUCAUGUAUAGAAUUAUUUUAGAUUGGCAUGAUGAGCCAAAGGGACUCAAUUGUGCAGUUCUAUUCUAUCUAUAGCCAUGAUGUAAGUAUGAUCUGAGAGUUGUACAAAAAUCACUCAUGCAUCAAUGGUGCAGUAAGCCAUCUUAAUAAAUGGCUAUUCUUUUUCUGCAGGGUGGUAGGUGUUUCAAAAUCACCAGUGGUGUCCUAUGUGAAGGAAUUUAGAAUUGCCACAAAGUUCCCACAAGAUGACCAAGUGUAUCGGGUCCACAGCGCCCUGAGGCAGCCUUUCACAGAAUCUGUGUAAAGAUGGAUGUCACGUGGUUGACGUUCUUCUGCGUGUGCUGAAUCAACGGGCAGCAGAAACAAUUCUACAUAGGUUACUGCAGGCACAUGACACAGCAGUAAGAGUUCAGCCUUGGGCUUUACCGAAUGAUAUACACCGGCUUCUGACAUGUCCACCUACUUCUGUGUGGCUUAAAGAGGAUGUGACUUCCCUGGGCCAUCACCACAG
Mobula hypostoma (lesser devil ray) is the source of this 8078-nucleotide messenger RNA. Its product is annotated as guanine nucleotide-binding protein G(s) subunit alpha-like. The transcript is spliced from 12 exons. NCBI's taxonomy places the organism in Eukaryota, Metazoa, Chordata, Chondrichthyes, Myliobatiformes, Myliobatidae. Gene Ontology annotation, cellular component: heterotrimeric G-protein complex. Gene Ontology annotation, molecular function: G-protein beta/gamma-subunit complex binding; GTP binding; GTPase activity. Bases 206 to 1600 code for a protein of 464 amino acids. Gene Ontology annotation, biological process: adenylate cyclase-activating dopamine receptor signaling pathway; sensory perception of chemical stimulus. The record is from RefSeq and is a predicted model, not a curated record.